This is a messenger RNA of Dermacentor silvarum, 1587 nucleotides long. RefSeq lists its product as uncharacterized. The transcript has 3 exons. Lineage: Eukaryota; Metazoa; Arthropoda; Arachnida; Ixodida; Ixodidae. The record is from RefSeq and is a predicted model, not a curated record. The coding region runs from base 1 to 1587 and encodes 528 amino acids.
AUGGCCACAAACCGCACCGCCAUGGCUUCUCCGGGGAUUAGGACGGGCAAGGUGGUGACGUUUGUAUUUCUAAUACUCUUGGUAAACACCGCUCACUGCGAAGAAAAGAAAACAGAAACGAAAAAGAAAGUCGCUAAAACAGCUCUCGAGCCACUGAAGGCGUCAGCGACUGCACAGACAGGGUGGUAUGAAGGUGCCGGCGGAUCUUCAUCCUGGUCUUCGGGAGGACAAAGCUACGGCGGGGGUGGCGGUACAGCUGGACUUGGUCCUUGGGCUGACUCCGGCAGCGGAUCGUCGGGCAUCGGCGGAGGAGCUGGUGGAUCUGGACCAUGGCUGAUGCUGGCAAGGGCAAUGGUGGUGGCGCUUUCGGUGGUGCUGGGACCGUGGGCCGACUCCGGAAGUAGUGGAUUCGGCGGAGGUGCCGGACCAUGGCAAAGCUCGGGUAAAGGCUCGGGUGGCGCUGGCUUCACAUCGGGCGCCGGACCUUGGGCUGGCGCGGGAAAAGGAUCGAGCGGUGGCUACGGAGGCAGUGCCGGCCUUGAUUCAUGGGCCGGAGCAGGGAAGACCGGUGGAUUUGGUGGCUCUGGCAAGUCCUUCGGAGGAGGAGGAGCUGGCGUCGGACCGUGGGACCAAGCCGGAGGAUUCGGUGGCGGCAAGAUUGGCGGUAACGGCGGCGGUGGUGCAUCGUGGACCCAGAACGGUGGCUUCGGGGCUAGUGGCAAAGAAACUGGAUGGGACUUUUCACAAGGAUCGAAAUUCUCUGGUGGCACUGACUCCUGGGAUCAAGGUGGUCUUGGUGGUGGGAAACUUGGUGGCUCCGGUGGUGGGGCAUCGUGGUCGCAAGGACAAUUAGGUGGCAACAAAGCAGGGUACGGGGGAGCUGUGUCGUGGGACCAAGGCGGCAAAUCAUUCUCCCAGAAUGCUCAAAGUGGACCCUGGAGAGGCAAGACAGCUGUAGCUCAAGAUUCGUGGACGCCGAGUGGUGCAGGAGGCUAUGGAAAGACAUCCGCUGCAGGCGUCGGCCCAUGGGCUCAAGGUGCAGGGGCAGGAAAAGGAUUCGGUGCUGCCGAUGCUUGGCUUCAAGACAGUCCGGCAAGUGCAGGUCCGUGGGCACAAGGCGGAACCGGAAAUGGCAAGCCAGCAACCGGAGCCGGUCCCUGGGCGCAAGGAGGGAGUGGUAAUGGCAAGGCGAGCUACGGAUCUGGGCCUUGGUACGGAAGCUUUGCUGGUGGUAAAGGUGGGAAUGGAGGCGGCGCUGCCUCUUGGGCCAAUGGCGGAAACGGUGCCGGAGGAAAGAAGAUAUCAUCGCCAGGCCCUUGGGACUCGGGAAGUUUCGGAGGCGCUGCCAAGGGAGGAGCGGGACCUUGGGCACAAGGGGGAAGUGGAUAUGGAACUGGUGGUACUAAGAGCUUUGGUGGGCCAGGACCAUGGGCCGGUGCAGGAAACGGUGCAGGACCUAAAAGCGUUGGUGGGCCAGCACCCUGGGCAGGUGCAGGAAAUGGUGCAGGAAACGGUGCAGGACCUAAGAGCUUUGGCGGGCCAGGGCCCUGGGUGCAGGAAAUGGUGCAGGAACGGUGCAGGACCUAA